UACAUCCACUUCCUGGUGGUUCAGGCCAAAGUGAAGAAGGUCAAGUAUGAUGGAGGAGAUGAGACAGAUCCACACUGGAGUCCAGAGAACAGGAAGGUAAUUGAGUCUCUGGGAAAAUUGGCUUUUGAUCAGCUGCAGAAAGGAAACCUGAUCUUCUAUGAAUCAGACCUGACAGAGUGUGGCAUCGAUAUCAGAGCAGCCUCAGUGUACUCAGGAGUGUUCACACAGAUCUUUAAAGAGGAGAGAGGACUGUACCAGGACAAGGUGUUCUGCUUCAUCCAUCUGAGUGUUCAGGAGUUUCUGGCUGCUCUUCAUGUCCAUCUGACCUUCAUCAACUCUGGACUCAAUCUGAUGGAAGAACAACAAACAACCUCUAUGUGGUCUAAAUUAUUUAACAAAUCAAAUCUUCAAACUCUCCAAAAGAGUGCUGUGGACAAGGCCUUACAGAGUCCAAAUGGACACCUGGACUUGUUCCUCCGCUUCCUCCUGGGUCUUUCACUGCAGACCAAUCAGACUCUCGUACGAGGUCUGCUGACACAGACAGGAAGUAGCUCACAGACCAAUCAGGGAACCGUCCAGUACAUCAAGAAGAAGCUUAGUGAGAGUCUGCCUGCAGAGAAAAUAAUCAAUCUUUUUCACUGUCUGAAUGAACUGAAUGAUGGUUCUCUAGUGGAGGAGAUACAACAGUCCCUGAGAUCAGGACGUCUCUCCAGAGAUAAACUGUCUCCUGCUCAGUGGUCAGCUCUGGUCUUCAUCUUACUGUCAUCAGAAAAAGAUCUGGAUGUGUUUGACCUGAAGAAAUACUCUGCUUCAGAGGAGGCUCUUCUGAGGCUGCUGCCAGUGGUCAAAGCCUCCAACAAAGCUCUGCUGACUCACUGUAACCUCUCAGAGAGAGUCUAUAAAGCUCUGUCGUCAGUUCUUGGCUCCCAGUGUUCUAGCAUGAUAGAGCUGGACCUGAGCUACAACAGCCUGGAGAAUUCAGAACUGGAGUUUCUAUCUUCUGGACUGAAGAAUCCACAAUGUAAACUGAACACACUGAGACUGAGUCAAUGUAACCUCUCAGUGAAAAGUUUUGAAGCUCUGUCCUCAGUUCUCUGCUCCUCUCGUCUGAGAGAGCUGGACCUGAGCUGCAACAACAUUUGGGAUUCAGAAGUGAAACUUCUGUCUUCUGGACUGGAAAGUCCACAAUGUACACUGAACAUGCUGAGGCUGAGUCAUUGUAACCUCUCAGAGAGAAGCUGUGAAGCUCUGUCCUCAGCUCUCAGCUCUCAGUCCUCUAGUCUGAAAGAACUUGACCUUAAUAACAAUAGCCUGCAGGAUUCAGGAGUGAAGUGUCUGUCUGUUUCACUGCAGAGUCCUCACUGUACACUGGAAACUCUCAGUCUGUCAGGCUGUCUGAUCACAGAGGAGGGCUGUACUUCUCUGGCCUCAGCUCUGAGCUCCAACCCCUCCCAUCUGAGAGAGCUGGACCUGAGCUACAAUCAUCCAGGCGCCUCAGGAAUGAAGCUGCUGUCGGCUCAACUGAAGGAUCCAUGCUGGAGACUGGACACUCUCAGGUAUGGAGAGAAUGUCGGAUAGAGGAAGAAGAGCUGGAAACAUUUGCAGAAACAUUAAUGAUAACUGACUUUUGCUUACCAUUUAUUCACCACUUGGACAGAUCUCUGUUAGAGAUGGCACGAUACCACUUUUUAAUGUCCGAUACCGAUAUCAUAAAUUUGGAUAUUUGCCGAUACCGAUAUGA
Haplochromis burtoni (Burton's mouthbrooder) is the source of this 1741-nucleotide messenger RNA. Its product is annotated as NACHT, LRR and PYD domains-containing protein 12-like. Gene Ontology annotation, molecular function: protein binding. The record is from RefSeq and is a predicted model, not a curated record. Lineage: Eukaryota; Metazoa; Chordata; Actinopteri; Cichliformes; Cichlidae. The transcript is spliced from 5 exons. The annotation marks the transcript as partial.